This is a messenger RNA of Clupea harengus (Atlantic herring), 2959 nucleotides long. RefSeq names its product synaptonemal complex protein 1 (gene sycp1). The transcript is spliced from 28 exons. Gene Ontology annotation, biological process: chiasma assembly; synaptonemal complex assembly; meiotic DNA repair synthesis. NCBI's taxonomy places the organism in Eukaryota, Metazoa, Chordata, Actinopteri, Clupeiformes, Clupeidae. The coding region runs from base 128 to 2875 and encodes 915 amino acids. Gene Ontology annotation, molecular function: double-stranded DNA binding. The record is from RefSeq and is a predicted model, not a curated record. Gene Ontology annotation, cellular component: central element; transverse filament; male germ cell nucleus.
AUACUUUUCAAGUCUUGUUAGGUAGCAGCUAGUUAUCGAUAGUUAAGUUUGGUUCAACAGAAUAACGUUAACAGCUCUUUCUUCAGACUGUGUUAGCUUGAACCAUUAAUAUUAACAGUUUAUUGAGAUGGAAAGAGAGCGAGGUUUUAACUUCAGACUGCUGGUACCACCAAGAAGCAAUGCAGGACAGGUCUCCGCGGUCAGGCCUCAAGAUAUAUUUGAUGACAAUGGCAGUUGCGGUUUUGAGAAGGUAAAGUUAGUAAUCAGUGUACAUUCCAUUUGUGUUAUGUCCUUUCAGACCCCAGUAAGAGCCGGUCAGUUGUAUUCCAAACUUUUUGAAGAAGCUGAAAAAAUAAAAUGCUGGAAGUCCAAACUGGACUCAGAGACCUCACAGAAAGACAGGAAAUUGCAGGAAAACAAAAGAACAAUUGAAACACAGCGCAAAGCCAUUCAGGAUUUACAGUUUGAAAAUGAACGUCUCAGCAUGAAACUAGAGGAUCAAAUCAAUGACAACACAGACCUGAGGAAUAAAAACAACGGCACCAGAAAUUUGUGCAAUAUACUUAAAGACACGUUUGAACGAUCUGCUGAGAAAAUGAAUUUAUUUGAAGGUGAACGAGAGGAAACACAUCAUCUCUUAAUGCAAAACAGUGAGGUUAUUCAGGAAAAAGCAACAGCCACUGCACGCACUCUACACCUCACUAAACAGGAGCAUGAGAAGGUGAUUGCUGAGAAGGUGGUUAAGCUGGAGGAGUUGAUCGCAAUCCGGGAACAGCAGGCAGAUCAGCUUUCUGAGCUCCAACAGACAACUCAAGCUUUGCAAGACUUGUUAGCAACCCAGAAGCAGAGGACAGAGGAACUGGAGCACAAACUUAGCUCAGUUUCAGAGGAACUUAACCAGAAAAAUACAGAAUUAGGCGAAAUCACUGAAGAGAAAGAUAAGGCAGACAGACAAAUACAGAUCCUCAAAAUUGAAUUGGAUGAAAAGUCUAAGUCCGUCACAACUUUAGAGGAGCAAAUAGAAGCAACUGAGGCCAAAAUAUCAGAACUCACCAUGGAGAUUGAGAAGAAAAAUGGUGAAAUCCUCCAAUUACAGAGCAAAGUGACUAUCACGUCUGAUGAACGUGAGGCCAUGAAGAAAACUCUUGAAGCAACCCUGAAUGAACAAAAUAAUUUGAAGGAAAUAACAGAAGCACUACAGGCUAAACUACACGAAUCUGAAGAGCAGUUAUCAGUUGCCCUAAGAAAGGAAAUGGAUUCAGAAAAGGAAAUAGAGAGACUGAAGAAAGACACUGAGCAACAUCAGAAGCAGUGUGACAUGCUGACGGAAAGCUUAAAUGAGCUCACAAUACAGAAGGACACAAUUCAGCAACAAGUGGAAGGGAGCACAUCUGAGACCAGGGCUCUUGAAAACCUCCUCAAGGAAAGUAAAGAAAAUGAAGAGAAGAGCAAGAAUGAAAUUGUGCGUCUAGAGGAGGAAAAUCAGAAGAUUGAAACGGAAUUGACAACACUCUGUGCCAAAAUUGAAGAGCAAUGUCAACAGACCAAAGAACUUCAGGAGAAGCUAGAUGAAUGUGGUCAAACUUCACAGAAUGAAGCAUCUAAGAAGGAGAAGCAGGCGAAAGCUUUGGAGCUGAAGCUGAGUACUAUGAAAACAAAAUUUGAGAACAAAGCCAAAGCACAUGAUGACAUCCAAAAAGAGAAUAAAGGUCUUCUGAAACAGAUCAGCAAAAGUGACGAAAAAAAGACUCAGCUAGAAACUGAGAUAAAUCAGUUGAGAGAGGAGGCCCAGAGGGUUCAGAGCUGCCAUGAGGAAGAGCUUGAGAGAGUCAGCAGUGACCUUAGUGCCAAAUCAGGCUCAGAGGCAGAGCUCCGAGAAGAGGUGAAAACAUUAAAACAAGCAGCUAACAACGCUCUGAAAAGCAAGGAAGAUUCAGAAGUUACAUGUCAACACAAGAUAUCAGACAUGGUUGCCCUAAUGGAUAAGCAUAAGAAUCAAUAUGACAAAAUGGUUAAGGAGAAGGAUUCUGCGCUUGAGGAGAGAAUGAAGAAGGCCAUGGAGAUGAGUGGCAGUAAAACAUCAUUAGAGCGGGAGCUGUCCCAGUUGCAAAUUGAGAAUGGACACAUGAAACAGCAGCUUGGCGAUAAGAAAAAAGAAACUGAACGCCUUUCUCAAGAGGUGGAGGAACUCAAGAAAUCCCUGAAAUCCCAGGAAAAAGACCAUACACAAAUAGAGGAAAACUUGAAGAAAGACAUUUCAGAUUUGAAAAAACAAAUUAAAUCUCUGAAGAAAGACAAGCCUCAAGUGAUACCUAAAACUAAUGAACAAGAGUUGACCAGAAAAGUCCAAAGAGAUUUGGCCACUCCAAAAGUGUCAACUGCCAAGAGGUCAGCGUUUGUAAUGAAAGACGUGGAUGAUGACCCUUUCUUUGCAACACCAUCCAGACGUGCAGCCAUAGAUGUUUUUGAUACCCCACAAACAAAUGUAAAAGAUGUCCUCCAAACCCCAUCCAGGACUUCAGGUAGUAAAAUUAGAGCCACACCUCGAAUUAAGUCUUUUAGAAUCCGAACCCCACCCUCGAGUGAAAAGUCUGUGCCAUGGCGAAAAGCCACUUUGGAGCUAGACCCGAAAUCAGAUAGCUCAGAAGCUGACUUAUUGGGGUUUGCUGCUGAGCCUAAAGAUGCCACGCCAAGACAUUUUUCAGCACCACUGAGGAAAACUGUGACUCUGGACAAAAAGACUCCAAGUCCAGCUGUGCAGAAAUCACCAGGAGAGGCGCUGAAGCUGGCUGCCAUGAAGAGAAUGAGAGAUGCUGGGUGGACAGCCGUUGCCAGUUUGGACAGAAAGAAAAAGAAAGAGAACAUCUUUGCCUAGAACAUGUUCAGGGUCAAACCUUAAAGUGGUAUACCUCCAACCUUGAAGGAUAAAUCCACUGACACACAAGUUUAAAAAAUGACA